AUGAUCAUCAGGAGCCUACGCCUGACGGAUGCAGAAUUUUGGGACGAGGAGCUGGACAAAUUGACUGGGAUCUUCCUCGGUAAUGACUACCCAAGCGAAGUGAUACAAAGAAACAUACGGGCCGUGAAAAGCCGAUGGCAGAACGGGGACUAUGAAAGGACAUCAUCUGAUUCACCCGCUAUGCGAGUCACUGGCCUUCAUACCGAGCAAAGUGAUUUGACUAACUCUACCAGACGAACAGUGGCACCCUCUGGUUUUUCUUAUUCUUCAUACCUCUCUCUUCCCAAGGCUCAUUCGUCGCCCCAUGAGUAUGCUACAACUGAGGAGCCAAGCUUCUCUCCACCUGAAUGCUUUGUCUACUCAGUUGCCCAUUCCAUCUCUUCUGCCGCCACUAAGGCGGUCUCAUCUGGCGUCGAUUACUCGAAUGGUGGCUGGCUAAUGGCUGGCAAGACGAAAGCGAAGGUAUAUAGAUUUUCUUAUAAUCAAUGCUUCCUGUCUAUGCGACUCCUAAAAUGUCAGAAUAUUUAA
Molecule: messenger RNA, 528 nt
Organism: Protopolystoma xenopodis
Lineage: Eukaryota; Metazoa; Platyhelminthes; Monogenea; Polystomatidea; Polystomatidae
Source: the annotation of a GenBank genome assembly